CAUGAUUUUGAAGACAAAAAUUUGCGAACGCGUCCACGGCUGCAUGACAGUUGGAUUGUCGAUUUAUCAUUUUGUUAUUCAGUAAUUAUUUGCAUAAAAAUAUUCGUAAGUUUUUAGUGAGAGCUCAUAUAAUUGAAUCAGCAAAAUGUUUCGCAAUCAAUACGACAGCGACGUGACGGUAUGGAGUCCUCAGGGACGUCUUCACCAGGUGGAAUAUGCCAUGGAGGCGGUGAAACUCGGAUCUGCAACAGUCGGUUUGAAGAACAAGACCCACGCGGUCCUCAUAGCUCUCAAAAGAGCUUCCUCAGAGCUAUCUGCUUACCAGAAGAAGAUUAUCCCCAUUGAUAAGCACAUGGGGAUCAGUAUUGCUGGACUCACUGCUGACGCCAGGAUGCUCAGCAGAUACAUGAGGACAGAGUGCUUGAAUUACAAGUACUCCCACGAUGACGUUCUUCCAGUCAGUCGUCUGAUCGCCACCCUGGGGAAUAAAAUGCAGACUUGCACUCAGAGAUACGAUAGACGUCCUUAUGGUGUUGGUCUACUCGUUGCUGGUUUUGACGACCAAGGACCCCAUAUUUACCAGACCUGUCCAUCAGCGAAUUACUUCGACUGCAAAGCAAUGGCCAUCGGUGCAAGAUCUCAAGGAGCCAGGACGUACCUGGAGAAGCAUUUGAAUGAAUUCUCUGCAAGUUCUCUGGAGGAACUCGUAAAACAUGGAUUGAGGGCCCUUAGGGACACCCUCCCCAACGAGCUGGAUCUCUCCGUUAAGAACGUCUCUAUUGGUAUAGUCGGCAAGGAUCAGGAGUUUGACAUUCUGGGAGAAACUGAAACUGCCACAUACUUAACUGCGAUCGAGAGUGACGAGAAAAGAGGUCAACCAGUGGGACAGGAUGUCCAGCAGGACGAUCAUCCACCCCAGGAUCCACCAGCUGACGAGGGGCCCGCAGAUCCACGAGUUUCAACUGCCAUGGACACUGAAUAAAAUUUCAACUUUCUCUCAUUCAUAUUAUUACACAAAUUUUCCAGGUUUAAUAAAGUUUUUUUCGCUUACAA
Molecule: messenger RNA, 1053 nt
Organism: Fopius arisanus
Lineage: Eukaryota; Metazoa; Arthropoda; Insecta; Hymenoptera; Braconidae
Gene: Prosalpha6
Product: Proteasome alpha6 subunit
Exons: 2
Coding region: 146-982 (278 amino acids)
Biological process (GO): proteasomal protein catabolic process; ubiquitin-dependent protein catabolic process
Cellular component (GO): proteasome core complex, alpha-subunit complex; nucleus; proteasome core complex
Source: RefSeq, a predicted model, not a curated record